Molecule: messenger RNA, 1185 nt
Organism: Funneliformis mosseae
Lineage: Eukaryota; Fungi; Glomeromycota; Glomeromycetes; Glomerales; Glomeraceae
Source: the annotation of a GenBank genome assembly
AUGGAAAAAAAAUCUGCGAAAGAAAUGAAAGAAAUGACAAAGGCAGAACGUCGGGCAGUUCAGGAGCGUCAGCGCGCAGAAAAAGCUGCACGCGCCGCUGGAGGGACGACUACAAAGAAGGGCUCGCAAGGUUCUGCUACCAGUGUUGUAGUAGGUUCCACUGCCGAUUCUGGUUUUGCACAUCAGGAAUUUUCAUUUACACCUAAAAUCGCAAAAGGUGCUAAUACAAGUUUAGAUAUUCAUCCCGCAGUUUUAGUUAUAGGAUUACAAAUUGCCGAAUUUAAAAUUUGUGGAGCCAAUGCCCGCUGUAUUGCUACUCUAACAGCUUUUAAGAAGGUAAUUCAAGAUUACAAAACACCGGAAGGGACAACUUUGUCCCGUCAUUUGCCCACUCAUCUAUCUCCUCAGAUAAAAUAUCUGGUAAAUUCAAGACCUAUGUCAGUUGGCAUGGGUAACGCAAUUCGUCAUCUUAAAUUGGAGAUAUCUACGAUGGAUAUUGAUUUAGCGGAUGAUGAUGCAAAGCGUUUAUUAUGUGAAAAAAUUGACAACUUUAUUCGCGAUCGUAUUACGUUUGCAGAUCGUGUUAUAGUUGAUUAUGGUUUACAGAAAAUACAGGAUGAUGAUGUGAUAUUAACAUAUGCUAGAUCAUCGGUUGUACAGGCAUUGUUAUUAGAAGCACGAGCAAAAGGGAUACGAUUCAAAGUCAUCGUUGUGGAUUCAAGACCCAGACUUGAAGGUAAAAGACUUUUAAAGCGCCUUGUAGAUGCUGGAAUUAGUUGUACAUAUGCCUUUCUUCAUGCAGUUGGGUUUGCGUUAAAGGAUGUUUCAAAAGUUUUUCUGGGUGCACAUGCUUUCAUGUCAAAUGGCGCGCUUUAUUCGCGUGUUGGUACCGCGAUGGUAGCAAUGAUGGCAAAGGAAAAAAAUAUUCCUGUAAUCGUAUGUUGUGAGACAUAUAAGUUCACGGAAAGGGUUCAACUAGAUUCAUUCGUUAUGAAUGAACAAGGAAAUCCCGAUGAAAUGGUAAAUAUUUCUACAACUUCAACUCCAAAGAUUGGAUUGUUGGAUGGAUGGCUUCAUAAACCGGAUUUAAAACUUUUAAAUUUGUUGUAUGAUCUGACUCCUUCAAAGUAUAUUACAACUGUAAUUACAGAAAUUGGCAUGAUUCCAUGUACCAGCGUUCCUGUG